Molecule: messenger RNA, 1265 nt
Organism: Emiliania huxleyi CCMP1516
Lineage: Eukaryota; Haptophyta; Isochrysidales; Noelaerhabdaceae
Exons: 2
Biological process (GO): translation
Cellular component (GO): ribosome
Molecular function (GO): structural constituent of ribosome; 5S rRNA binding
Source: RefSeq, a predicted model, not a curated record
CCAUGACGCUGCUCGCCCUCUGCGCGCUUCUGCUUACCGGGGCCGAAGCGUUCAGCGCCCCGGUCGCGCCGCGGGGGCUCUCGCGGACGGCGUCGCCCGCGAUGAAGCACAACGAGUACUACGGCCGGCUGGCCAAGGCUGAGGCCGGCCGUAUGCGACUGGUUUGCGUCAGGACCAACAACCACAUCUACGCCCAGGUUGUCGACGAUUCGCGCGGACACAUUAUGGCGUCGGCGUCGACCAUCGAGAAGGGCAACAAGCUGAGCUACGGAGGCAAUGUGGCGGCGGCUGUGGACGUGGGCAAGCGUGUCGCGGAGCGCGCCAAGGAGAAGGGUGUCUCCAAGGUCUACUUUGACCGCCACGGGAAGAAAUACCACGGCAGGGUAGCCGCGCUCGCCGACGCAGCGCGCGAGGCGGGCCUCGACUUCUGAGGCGGCUGUAGCAUCCCGUUCCCACUCGUUGUCUGCCCCCCUGUAUCUGCGCGAGGGUGAGGGCUCCGCGUGCACCACAUCGCGCGUCCUGUGUGGAUAAUCGCGUCGUGUGUGCGGUGCGAGAGUAGACCCGCGUGUUUUUUGCGCAUUUCGGGGCCCGCGUCCCGCGACGUCCGACGAUUGUCUUGCUCUUGACUCUUGCGAUUUACCUCACGCGCAGCCCAGACGGGUCUACUCUACCACAUCUAAAUAUACGCCUACCUCGAGUGCUCCUCGCUACCAACGCGUCGGCGUCGCCGUCGGCUCCCCGUGCCCCGAGCCCCGUGCACAGCGACCCUCAACCCGCCCCCUGGCGCCCUGCAGCCCGGGGCCCGCCCGCCCCUCGGCCCCUCACUGGUCGCUCCCCUGCCUCGUGCCUGCGCCCUGCCGGCGGCGGCGCUGUGCGGGCGCCCGCGCGGGCUGGCGGGUGCGCGGGUGCCCCCCGCGGGGUCCGCCACACGUGACUAUCGAGCGCGCGCCGCGCGUCCCGCGACACUCGGAGCUGACAGCGGUGGCCCUAGCUAGAGAAGUACUGGGCGUGCGGUCGCCCUCGCCGGCGGCUAGCUCUCACUGGUGCUCUCCUUGGCCAACUUCGCCUUCUUGCGCUUCUUCUUCGCCCUCUUCGGCUUCGGCGCGGACUCCAUGAAGCCCUCGACCAGUGCCUUGAACUGUGCCUGCGACUGCUCGAGCGCGUCUCGCGUCAGCUCCUCGAACCCGAUCGAGCCGAGCGAGCGAACGCCGUUGACCAGCGACUCGGCCUGCGACGUGGCGCUCUCGUUGCCACCUUGCCCGACC